Molecule: messenger RNA, 675 nt
Organism: Lachancea sp. 'fantastica'
Lineage: Eukaryota; Fungi; Ascomycota; Saccharomycetes; Saccharomycetales; Saccharomycetaceae
Source: the annotation of a GenBank genome assembly
AUGACCACCUCACAUAGACCACAACUUGAGGCUCGCAACGGUGCAAAGGGAAGUUACGUUCCGACCAGUAUUCAGCAUGCCAGGUUGCUUCCGGGACAUACGAAGCUGAAGUAUAGAAAACGCAAGCUCGAGAAUGACGAUGAGGUGUUAGGAUCCAAGAAGCUUGGGAAAAGUGCGAUGGGACAGCCUGAAGAUGAAAGAGCUAAGACGGGAGAGGAAGAAAAUUCAAAAAUCGCUGAAUCUUCGAAGAAAUUUGAUGAUGGGUUGGAUGAUGAAGGCCAGAGGCCAGAAACAGAAGAAGAAGACCAGGAAGAAGAAGACCAGGAAGAAGAAGACCAGGAAGAAGAAGAGGAAGAGGAAGAGGAAGAGGAAGAGGAAGAGGAAGAAGAAGAAGAAGAUCAGGAAGCUCUUCUUGAAGAGCUGCAUAAAAUACGACAGGAAAGAAUGGUGAAAAAACUGAAAGAGGACCGUGAGCGACAAGACGAAAACCCUGAAAUUCAUGCUGUUGAAAACAAUCCAACUGGUCGCAAAAGCUGGCGUUCACAAACUGUUUUCGGUCGGCAAAAAUCCGAAAGACCGUCUAAACAGUCCAGUGAUGACUCCAAGCUUAACUACACCAACGAUAUGACUCGAAGUAGUUUUCAUCAUGACUUUAUGCGCAAAUACGUCAGAUAG